Dicrocoelium dendriticum is the source of this 1251-nucleotide messenger RNA. Lineage: Eukaryota; Metazoa; Platyhelminthes; Trematoda; Plagiorchiida; Dicrocoeliidae. The record is from the annotation of a GenBank genome assembly.
CCGCUCCCCAUCUCAGCUACUGCGACACAUGAGAACUUUAGUUGGUAGCUACAAAGUUGAUGACUCAGUCCUGCGCCAACUUUGGACUAAAUGUCUACCACCUAAUACCGUCCUGAUUUUGUCCGUCCAAGGUGAUGAAAUUUCGCUUGAUAAGUUAGCUGAACUAGCCGACAAGGUGCAUGAAUGCUUUUUCAAGCAUCCCAUUAAUCAGGUCUCGCAGCCUACUAACGCGUUUGAAAGUACGUCUGUAAUGGAUAGGCUGCAGAACCAGAUUGAACAGCUAACUGCCCAAGUUUCCCUCAUCACCAAACGUCUUAACCGCCGUCGAAGUGUAUCACCUGGCCGAAACACACGUGCUCUACCCUCCAACCGUGACCAACUGAAUCGUCUCUGUUAUUUUCACAAACGAUUUGGGGAUGCUGCACGGAACUGUAGGCCGUGGUGUUCGCACCCUAAAGCCUUUCGCUUACAGAACCAACAGGGAAACUCGCCGGCCAGCCAGUAAUGGCGACAGCUGCCGCUGGCCAACACCAUAGUCGCCUUCUCCACGUGUUUGACAACUCAACCGGCUACCGUUUUCUCGUCGACACGGGUGCCGAAGUUAGCGUCAUACCCGUAGGUACACAAAAACGCCAACUUUCUCCGGGGCAUGUCACACUCCAGGCGGCCAAUGGUACGAAAAUUCAGACGUACGGUCAGAAACUGUUAACCCUAGAUCUGGGACUCCGACGUCGACUACCUUGGCUUUUCUUAAUCGCCGACGUUCAGAAGCCCAUUCUUGGCAUCGAUUUCUUGACGAAGUUUGGCAUCAUCGUUGAUCUCGGAAACAGGAAACUCCGUGACAGCGUCACCUCACUUACUGUCUCCGGCAAAGUCCUCGCUAUCGACUCGAUUGGCAUUCGUUUGGCUCUGCCUUCCGACAAUAAGUUUACUGCUCUUCUGCGCCAGUUUCCGUCCAUUUAUCAACCGAUCAGCGACGACUUUCAGCCCAAACACGAAAUCCGCCAUCACAUCGAAACUAAAGGCAAUCCUGUCACCGCCAGACCACGACGUCUUGCUCCCGACAAACUCGCCAUUGCCAAAUCUGAAUUUCAACACAUGAUGAAUUUAGGCAUUAUUCGUCCCUCGAAUAGCCCAUGGUCAUCCCCACUUCACAUGGUUUCAAAGAAAUCCACAGGGGAUUGGCGACCAUGCGGCGACUAUCGCGCUCUAAAUAACGCCACUGUUCCAGACAAAUACCCAAUUCCCCAC